This is a messenger RNA of Scheffersomyces coipomensis, 255 nucleotides long. RefSeq lists its product as uncharacterized. The coding region runs from base 1 to 255 and encodes 84 amino acids. The record is from RefSeq and is a predicted model, not a curated record. NCBI's taxonomy places the organism in Eukaryota, Fungi, Ascomycota, Pichiomycetes, Serinales, Debaryomycetaceae. The transcript has 3 exons.
AUGUGUAAAUCAGCUACUUACACAAAUUCAAAUUUCUGGGAAUUCAUUAUCAAUAAACAUCAUGAUGAUCCAAAUGACCAAGUGUCAAUGACGUUGGUUGAUGUUAUCAGUGGAAAAACUUGGUACGGAUGUGGUCAACAUAUCGCUUAUGCCAUGAGUCAAGCUCCAAAGGAAGAAUGGUGUACUUGUGUUAGUACUUCUGGUACUGAUAUUGGAGAAUUCCCUCCAAAGUAUGGUGAUGGUAAACAAGCUUAA